UUCAUUUUUAAUGUUAUGUUUGUUUUUAAUAGAUUGCGAUAACGUAUCUGAUUGGCGUGGUAGUUGCAGCAGAUAAAAUAUAGGAAAUUUAGCUUGUACUUAGUUUUUCAAUCAACUUUUCAUUUCAUUCGCAAGUUAGAAGAUCACAAUGUCGAGCGGGAUCUCAUUAAAAGAAAUCCGAGAUAAAGUAGAGGGAAAUGAGAUGGAUCUCAGUCUAAUGCAGAUAACAAAAGUUCCUGUGAAAGAAAUCUCGUCAAUUGCUAAAGCGACAUCAGUUGAUUUAUCUUGCAAUCAAAUCAUCAGACUACCUGAAAAUUUUUGUUCAACUUUGCACUAUUUAAUAAAACUUGACUUGAGCAAAAAUCUACUUGAAGAAUUACCUCAUGACAUUUACAAACUCUCUGCCCUUCAGCAUUUGGAUUUGUACGAUAAUAGAUUGACGACGCUUCCUGUUGAUAUCUCCAGAAUGAAAACAUUGAAAUAUCUUGAUCUGAAAGACAAUCCUCUUGAUCCCGUUUUAGUAAAGAUUGUCGGCGGUUGUUUGGAUGAUAAAGAAUGUAAAAAGUGUGCGACUCAAGUCAUCGCUCAUUUCAAAGUUCUGUCGUCCGACAUGGAAAGAAAAAGACAAGAAGUAUUGAAGAGGGAUCGUGAAAAACAAGCGUUGGUAAAACAAGCAGAAGAGGAAGAAGAAAGGAAAAAGAACAUUGAACGAAAAAAAGCGAAGAAGGUUGAAAAAGAAGCAAGGCGGAAGAGGUGGGAAGAAAUACAGAGAGAAAAAGAAAUAGAAACAAAGAAGCGCAAGAGGACAGAUGAAAGCAGCAGUGAAAGUGAACGAGAUUCUUCUGAUGAUAGAAAAAAAGAUCUUAGCAAGUCAAAAUCUUGGCUUCUUAGUUUUUGGGGAGUUCUUCUGAUGUCCAUUUUAGCUGUGUUUGCCUCUGCAAUAGGAAUUCGUUUAUAUUGCCAAGAAAAUGAAGCAAAUGAGGAAUGCAUAUUGGUACGAGAUUGGACAAAUAAUUAUAAAGAGGCAACAAGGGAACAUCUGGGUGCAUUCGUACAAAAUGCCAAACAAAUUGUCAAUUUUGGUUUAGCAAAGUUGUCAGGAGUUGCAAAAAAUCUAGGGUACUGAUCUUACGUAAGCGUGUUAUCAUGGGCAUGCUUUGAUCCAUCUAUCUCUAGAAGAUUUAUUGUUAUUAAAAAUAGCAAAUCGUCAAAUAUUUGAUGGCAAAUUCUUUAAUGGAUAGUGCUUGAAGAGUUCAGAAUUGCAAAAAAAUGUAAUUUAUUAUAAAUUAUAUAUUCAUUAGGCAUAUUUAUAUAUAUAGCCUACAUAAAUAUAUAUAUAUAUUUUAUAUGUUGAAACCUGUCAUAUCUCUGCAGCAGUGCCAAAUUACUUUCUUUAUCUUCUGGUUAGGUUUUGUGUGUCGUUUUUUAUACUUUACCAACAAAACAACAUGUAGUAGCCUAGUAAAGUUUAUAACCUAUUGCUAGUUUGGUCGUCUUUAUUGAAAAAAAAUUUGGAUUAAUUCAGCGCACUGAAAGUGAAUAGUAUCUUUUUAUGAAUUAAUGUGGUGGUGGUGUAAGUAUAGCGUUGGUAUGUUGUUUCAUAGUUUGAGGUGCUUUAUUGUUUUGCAUUACAUUUGUUCCAAGCAAAACCAUUGUUAUUAGGGCUUUAUUGCAUGUUCUGAAUAGGAUGUGAAAGUUGGAAUUUACUUCGAGAACUACUCCAGACUCCUGCUGCACAGAAUGUUUAGUCAACCAAUUGCUAUUCUAGUUUUUGUUGGAAACUAGAUAACUGCUAUCAGAAGCCUGAAAUUUCUAUUUUGGUUCCUACUCCUGGGAGUUUGAAAACAUGACAAAAUCAGAAUGGCACAAACUGCACAGUACUGAUUUUAACUGUAAAUCACACUAGGCAUUUCACAUUAGAACAAAAAUAUCAAGAUUGAACUACCUAUUGUCUUCUAUUCAUUCUAUUGUGGAAGUAUGAAACUAUAAUGUGUAUUAUAUUUGCUAACUGUACUUGUGAUUAGGCAAUUUUGUGUUCGAUUUUUAUUUUUUGAACCCAAUAUCAACAAAACAGUUGUUUAUUAUUUAAACUCAAUGAGCAAUUAUUAAAUUUUAUUGAAAUUCUAAUAUCAUUUCAGAAUCUUUCUAAACAAGGUUUUUCACAUACAAAUAAUUUGGUAAUAUAAUACUAAAUCACAUUCAUAAUUAUAGAGAUUAUUUAUAUUGACUGGCUGUUGCAGUGUAUUUAGGUCAUAGUAUCUACCAGUUAUGCUAUAAAACUCGAUUCAUCCCCAUUAUUCGGACAUAUCAUUUUUUGCAUGUUAGUAUAAAUAUUUGCAUUGUGUUUGUCUUUAAUCUUAUAUUUGGUUAUUUUAGUGCAAUUAUGUCUAUUCCAUUGAUUUCUCAUUUGACAGCCACUGCUUUAGUUCAAAUUGCUUGCAAGUUCAAUUAGUGCUUAUUUUUGAUGUUAUUUCAUGAUAUUUGUUAUUAUGGUGAGCUUAAUUAGUAUAUAGAGAUCCAGAAGUAUAUCUAUAUUUUAAUGUUGCUAUGUUGGGCCAGGUUAUAUUGGUUAUUUCAAAGUGUAAUGCUUUAUAGGGUAUAUUAUUGGUAAUUGUGUGUGGCCAUGCUCCCAAUCAAUGAUAUAAUAAUUAUAAUGAAUUUUUACUAAUCCGUAUCAUAUGACAUGUGUAUUUGACUAGUGCAAUUAAAAAUUAAAUCUUUUUUUUUCAUUGCCAAAAGCUGGUGCUUUUCGAUACCACAAAAAAGAAACAAAUUUUGUCUCUUCCCAGUGCCACCAAAUUUUCGUGUUCAUGAAGAAAAUAAAAAUAUUUUUUUGUUUUUUAUUCUACUCAAAUAAAACUGCCUAAAUUGUCAUCCACGAUAGUUUUGUCUUUCUAUUGAGCUUCAGUCUUUCUUUUCAUUGUAACCUGGUCUAAUUGUAGGAUCAUUAACCUGCAUAAGUUUAUAAUAGUUUCGUGAUAUGUGAUAAAUUUAUUACUUGUCAUCAGAA
Molecule: messenger RNA, 3010 nt
Organism: Styela clava
Lineage: Eukaryota; Metazoa; Chordata; Ascidiacea; Stolidobranchia; Styelidae
Cellular component (GO): cytoplasm
Molecular function (GO): protein binding
Source: RefSeq, a predicted model, not a curated record